AUGAGUCCAAGUCGUAUUCCUCGACCUGGUGGAUCCGCAUUUGGGUCACCAACAAUAACAUCUUCACCCCUUUCUCAGACCACUAGACCUGCAUUAGGUACAUUAGUUCAUACGAGUAAGAACCCUUUCGCUCAAUUGCACAAUAAACAUACCCAAGCACAGGCGCAAGCUCAAAGUCAACCACCAGGUCAUGGAUCACCGACUCCUUCUAAUGGAUCAGGUAAUUUGAAUGGUCAGACCAACAAUAAGAAUCAGACAUUACCAAGUAGAAGAAGACCCAAACCACCUUCACCUGAUUUAGAUGAUGGAUCAGUGUCUGGAUCACCUGAUCAUACUAGAGGUACAGGAGGUACAGGAGGGCCGCGAAGAGCACUUCCAAAUGGUGAAAUAAAACCUAGACUACCAUCUAAUCCUGGACCUGGACCUGGACCUGGAAUGGGACAUCGAUCAAUUUUAAGACAACCUUCUACACCAGCAUUAGUCUCGAAUAGAUCAUCGCCCAUCACACAAAGUCGACCAAGAGCAUUAUCAUCCACAACCGUUUCCAAACCUGUCAUAGUACAUAGAAAUAUUACUCCAUCGCAGGAGAUUGACAUCUCUCCCAAUAUCAACACCAAUACCAAUGGAAAUAGCACUGGAGCGGGAAUGCGAUCAUUACCUUCACAAAAGUUAUUCGAAUCUUCUUUUUUGGAAAGUCGUGAACCUCCUGUACCACCUCAUAUAAGAGUACGAUUAAGAUUAAUUCAUCAAUUAGGAGUAGUACUAGGUAUCGACGCAAUUGGGAUUUCGGCUAAAAUUGAUAUUCCAGGUUUAUUAGCUAGAGUAGACCAGGCUCAUGAUAGAGGAUUAUCAACAGCUACAGGAGCCAAUAUUAACGCUACUCCUUCACACGGGAAUGAGAUUACAAGUUUGAAAGCACAAUUGAGUGGAAAUGGGCAUGGUCAAAAUAGAGGUGUUUUAGGAAUGUUCAAAAGACUAGGUGGUGGAAAUAUGAGGAAAUCAGAUGAAAUAGGAUCAAUAGGAAAUACGAUCUCGCCUCAAGAAGGUCCAGCAUUCGGUGUACCGCUUUCGGAAGCUCCACCAGGAAGUUGGUGUACUUCCCUUAUAGGCGGUCAGAAACAUGAAUUACCUUUGGUAGUCUUCACAGUUGUCGAAGAGAUUUACAGAAGAGGAAUGUCGCAACCUGGUAUAUUCCGAUUAGCAGGUGAUGGAAUUCGCAUUUCUCAUUUGACAAAAGUGUUCAAUCUUCCACCUUUAUAUGGUGACUCAUUAGCUAUCAAUCAAGAACCGAUUCAUAACCUAACAGGGUUAGUCAAAAGAUACGUCAGGGAUUUACCAGAACCCAUCUUGGACGAAAGUCUCUUUCCUGCUUUUUUGGCUUUUUGCGUUGAGAACGAUGAAGACAACCUCCAUGAUGGAACGAAAAUUGGUGACCUUAGUGACAGCAAUAACACCACAAUCAACGAAAGCAAAGAAGAAGAGAAGAAUGUAUCGACCUCGAUCAUGGAAGACCUAACGAAAUUACCACUAGAAACCAGGAUAUUAGCUGCUCAAAUCCUGUUAAAGCUGUUGCCACCUUUACAAUUUAGUUUAUUCAUAUACCUCUUAGCCUUUUUAGGUCAAUUACCUUUAUUCCCUGAUAAUCGAUUAAACAUAGAAUCGAUAUCGAUCAUUUUUGGACCUGCCAUGUGCGCAGCUAGAGGUAAAGGUAUUUCAGGAUUGGGUCCAACUGUAUCAGGACAGUCUUCAAGAAAAGAUGGGUUUGAUCCUGAUCAAGUAUCGGACUUGGUAUCAAAAUCACAGUCUGUCCUAGGCUGGUUACUAAGAAACUGGAGUGGAAUAAGUGAGAAAGUUUUGGAAGAAGAUGACUCUUUUUCAGCAAAUCCAAUCUCAGCUAUACAUGGCUUUGAAGAUGUGGCUAUAACCGAAAGAGAGAAAGAGAAGAAAAUGAAGAAAGAAAAGUUAAUAAUUGAUCCUAGGUUACUUAGUCCGAUCGAUUUAAGAGGUUCAAACGACGGAAUGAAAGCUAGAAAACCUGAUUCAAAGACAGUAGCCACUAAAAAUGAGGAUAGUCCAGUCCGACUAUCUAUCUCUAGAGGUUCAACUCCAUCUUCUGAACCAAUAUCACCUAUUUCACCCGUAAUUCAAACUCCACAUACACAUAUUCAGAUGGGUCUACGUAAAUCUACUUCUUCACAUACCCUUAAAACCUCGCAUUCUUCCUCGGCAUUGAGAUCGUCUCCUUCUUCAGGAACUGUAGGACCGGGAAUGAAGUCUUCCCCAUCAUCCGGAGGAUUAUUUGCAAGAGCUUUCAGUUCAAUGUCAAUCUCCAGUCAAGCUCAAGGAGAUGUGCCCAGCAAAGGUCCUAAGCGAAGUGCUAGUUUCACUAGCUUAAGUAGUUUGGUGAAGAAAGUUGGCAAAGACGGUAAACAUUCUCACCCGAUGCCUACGAGAUCCAUUAGCGAUGAUAGGGAUAGUGUCCACUCAAGUGUCAAUCCUCAGAUCACAACAGUCCUUGGAUCACUCCAUGAUCUUCUUGUAUCUAAAGACAAGCAAAUAGAACGCGAUGCGAGAGAACUGGCUUUACUUCGACACACAUUAUUGGAAAUGGAUGAAAAGCUACAAAGAGCAACUUUAUCUUCACCUUUACCUGGACCGAUUGGUAUAAAUGGAUGCAUAUGUCCUAGUCAUCCAAACGCUACUCCUUCAACAGUGAUAGUAGAUAAAGAUGGUACACCACCUGAAAUAACUAUCACUUCAACACCUUCAUCCUCGACUUUACCAACAUCAAAUUCAGGCUCAAUCGUCAAUUACAACAGUCUAAAUAAGGAGAUAAGCGAUUUACAAUCUCAACUGUCAACUUCUUUAGCAGGAUUGGAAAAUUCAAGGUUGAAUACAAGGAAACAAGCUGAAAGGAUAUUGGUUUUAGAAGCUAAGUAUUCAAGAGCUGAAAGUGAAAAGAAAUUGGAAAUCAGUAAAUUACAAGUAGCGUUAGCGUUAGAACAAGCUAGAUGUGUUGGAUUGAGUGAAGAGAGAGAUUUGGCUAGAGAACGAUUAGAAAAGAUUAAAACUACCUUAUUCAGUGUCGCUUAG
This is a messenger RNA of Kwoniella shivajii, 3093 nucleotides long. RefSeq lists its product as uncharacterized. The transcript has 5 exons. Lineage: Eukaryota; Fungi; Basidiomycota; Tremellomycetes; Tremellales; Cryptococcaceae. Gene Ontology annotation, biological process: activation of GTPase activity; regulation of fungal-type cell wall organization; signal transduction. Gene Ontology annotation, cellular component: cell cortex. The coding region runs from base 1 to 3093 and encodes 1030 amino acids. The record is from RefSeq and is a predicted model, not a curated record. Gene Ontology annotation, molecular function: GTPase activator activity.